AUGGCCGACAUGGAGAAGACCCCAGUCCAGGUCAUUGAACCGUCUGUUGAAACUGCUCCCACAUCUUCCAAGAGCAUCCUCGACCGCCUCAAAGGCAGUGCGAAUGAUCCCGAUGCCCUCGGCAGAGAGUUGUUGCAGAAGGCACUUGAAUUUGAUGAAGAUCAACUUGAACGAGAUGCCAUCAAAGUUCGCCGAAAGCUUGACUGGAUUGUCAUUCCUAUGAUGAUGACAACCUACAUGCUAAGCUUCCUAGACAAGCAGACCCUCAACUAUUCCAACGCAUACGGACUUCAAGAAGAUACGCAUAUGAAAGGAGAUGACUAUUCAUGGGUUGCAUCAGCAUUAUAUUUUGGCUGGCUCACCGGCGCGUAUCCGUGGAACGUCAUCCUUCAGCGCUACCCCAUUGGCAGAUUGAUCGGAUAUAUGCUUUUCAUUUGGGGUGUUGUCUGCAUGCUGCAAGCUGCGGUUUUCAACUUUUCCGGCUUCUUUGCCAUUCGCUUCUUUUUGGGCAUGGUGGAGGCUUGUAUAUCUCCGGCCUUUGUUCUUCUCACCUCGAUGCUGUGGACAAGGGAAGAACAAGCGCUCCGAACAUCCUUCUGGCUCUCGACAAACGGAGUUUCUUCAAUUCUUGGUGCCUUGCUUGCAUACGGCAGUGGCCAUGCCGUCCAUCUUGCCGUCCCAAACUGGAAGUUGAUUUAUCUGAUUGUCGGGGCUAUCACGUUCCUCUGGGGCUUCGUGAUCAUUCUCUACCUUCCCGACGGAGCUCAUAACGCCAAAAUGCUGACAGAAUAUGAACGCAUGGUGGCUGUGUGGCGUGUAUCGAAGAAUCAGAUGGGCAUCAAACAUAAUAAGAUUGUACCCGGCCACAUCAAGGAGGCAUUACUCGACCCAAAAACCUACCUCGUCAUCCUCAUGGGCACCUGCACGGGGAUUCUGAACGGUGCCGUGGCAAACUUUGCUUCUGCCCUGAUCAAAGGCUUCGGAUUCGAUGCGCUUCGGACGACCCUGCUGCAGACGCCUGGUGGGGCAUUUGAGGUCAUUGGGUGCAUGGGUUUCGGUUGGGUAGCGACCAAGAAGAACCUUUUGGGUAUCACCAUCAUCAUCUCGUGCCUGCCCGGAAUCGCGGGCUUGAUCGGUCUCCUGACCAUCAACAUCAAACAUCGGUACGCGCUGGUAGCUUGUUGCUGGCUGCAAAACGUUCUCGGGGCGCCUAUCAUCCUAGGAUGGACUCUCCCAGGUGUUAAUGUGGCAGGUCACACCAAGAGAACUGCGGUUGUGGGAAUCUUCUUCGUAUUCUAUUGCGCGGGAAACAUCACGGGCCCGCACCUGUUCUUGCCCUCGGAAACGCCGCGAUACUUCACUGCCAUCAAAGGAUUACUGGGCACCUACUGUGCGCUCUGCUUCCUGCAGUUGAUCUACACGGCUUGGUGUUACUUUGACAACAAGGCCCGCGACCAAAGGGGUCUGCAUGCUGAGAGGCAACAAGAAGAACUGCUCGAGGGCUUCAAUGACCUGACGGACAAGCAGAAUCUGCACUUCAGAUAUAAGAUUUGA
Messenger RNA from Cladophialophora psammophila CBS 110553, 1554 nucleotides. RefSeq lists its product as uncharacterized. The record is from RefSeq and is a predicted model, not a curated record. Lineage: Eukaryota; Fungi; Ascomycota; Eurotiomycetes; Chaetothyriales; Herpotrichiellaceae. Gene Ontology annotation, cellular component: membrane. Gene Ontology annotation, molecular function: transmembrane transporter activity. Gene Ontology annotation, biological process: transmembrane transport. The transcript is spliced from 6 exons. Bases 1 to 1554 code for a protein of 517 amino acids.